UUAAGUUGUCUUUCUUUCACUAUAAACGAGACUUUAAAAUUCUCAAGAAAAUGGAACGAACCUUGGAUCUUGAAUCGGGCUCAAACCAUGAGUCGACGAAGAAAUCACCUGCUCCUGGGAUGUGGCGUUUUCCUACAAAUCCUGAUCUUUGUUGUAUCUACAGAGUCCCAAACUGCUUACGUCAAGUAAGCCCGGAAGCAUACACGCCUCAACUGGUUCUCAUUGGACCUCUUCACCGAUCUUUAAUAUCUCGAGCUCUCAAGUCUCGUGGAGAUAUCACAAACACGAAGCUCAUGGGCUACUUGAACAUGGAGGGCCACAAGAAAGUUUACUUGAUGGAAUUCUCACGAAGGGUUGAAGGGAAGAAAGCAGUCAUUGAUGGAUUCAGGAAGAUAAUAGAAGAAGACGAAGAUCUUAUCAGGGCAAGCUACUCUGAAUCAACGGCUUGGAUUCCAUCUCUAGAUUUCGUGGACAUGAUCUUGCACGACUCUGUUUUCAUACUAGAGCUCUUUUUGAGGUUUUACGUAAAAGGACCAGAGAAAAUAGGGGAUCCUCUUAUGGACGAGCCUUGUCUUGUACACACAGUCACUGGAGAUCUCAUCUUGCUCGAGAACCAGCUUCCUUACUUUAUCCUCGAGAAACUCUUCGAUCCAAUAGUUUCAAUACUCUCCUCGCACGAGACGUUCCGUGAAUUAACCAUCACCCAUUUUCGAGUCCAAGACAAGAUUGGAAACAACUCAAAGUUUAGACAUUUUACUGAUAUGGCAAGGUGUGUGAGGGUGGAGACAGUUCCAGAGCAUGGUUAUGGGAUCUUCAGGCCUAUGUAUGAAAUGUAUAAUGCGGAUAAGCUAGAUAACGGGGGAGUGAAAUUUGAAGCCGUGGAAGACGAGCUGUCGGUCGAGGUGAAAUUCAGCAAUGGUGUUUUGAGUAUACCAUGUUUUUUAGCUGAUGACGAUGCAGAGAUGAUACUUAGAAACAUAAUGGCACUUGAGCAGUGCCAUUACCCGUUCAACGCCCACGUAUGUAACUACGUCAUGUUCUUGGAUUUCCUCAUCGACACCGAGAAGGACGUCGACUUGCUUGUCGAGAAAGGGAUAAUAAACAAUUGGCUUGGGCAACAUCGUACGGUGGCUAAGAUGGUGAACAAGCUCUGUCUAGGAGUCAUGCAUGAUGGCUCUUACUAUUGUGAUAUCGCAACGGAAGUAAUGGAACACUACAACAACAAAUGCAAUAAGUCACACGCCAUCCUCAGGCGCGUGUAUUGCAGCGACCUGUGGACAGGGACAGCUACCGCAGCCGCUACGUGUCUAUUGCUGAUGACUCUUGUCCAGACGGUGUUUACGAUCAUUCCAAUUAUAAAGAAGAAAGAUCGUCGGAAAGCUUUGAAUGUUUAAACUAUCGUAUACUAGCUACUAGCUACGAAUACAUGGCAGCAAAGGUGAAAGUGAAUUUGCUUUUAAAAGAAUCAAUUCACAGAUUUGCCAAUAUUAUGGUUGCGAAAAAAUUAGUAACAGUUGCUGUGCCCUUAGUGAAGAAAUGCAUUUUAGGACGAAGAAAUGCCCUUAGUGAAGAAAUGCUGUGCCCCUAGUGAAGAAACCAUAGUGAAGAAAUGCACAGUAACAGUUGCUGUGCCCUUAGUGAAGAAAUGCAUUUUAGGACGAAAUAAAACCUCAGCAUAAUCAUUGAUAAAAAGUCGAUGUUUUUCAUACACACACAAACGACAUUAAAAACAAACUACAUUAAUUAGCUAUCGAGAACCAAAGAGUAUGUUUUGGGUCUCAUUCAACAACGCUUAGAGGUUCUUCUGGUCUGGGGGAUAGGCUUCCCCUCGGCAGAUAGUUUUGCCCAAAGGACAACCUGAUUCCAACUCCUAAACUCUUUGUCAGCGUCGUCAUAGUUGCUAUCAGAGAUAAAAAUUAUCAUU
Molecule: messenger RNA, 1924 nt
Organism: Camelina sativa (false flax)
Lineage: Eukaryota; Viridiplantae; Streptophyta; Magnoliopsida; Brassicales; Brassicaceae
Source: RefSeq, a predicted model, not a curated record